Molecule: messenger RNA, 1317 nt
Organism: Pseudocercospora fijiensis CIRAD86
Lineage: Eukaryota; Fungi; Ascomycota; Dothideomycetes; Mycosphaerellales; Mycosphaerellaceae
Exons: 2
Biological process (GO): regulation of transcription by RNA polymerase II
Molecular function (GO): RNA polymerase II cis-regulatory region sequence-specific DNA binding; DNA-binding transcription factor activity, RNA polymerase II-specific
Source: RefSeq, a predicted model, not a curated record
CCCCUCGCUCCACCACCAAAACCCACGCAGAACGGGGACGGCGACUACUUUGGAAAUACCAGUCACCUCUCGAAAGAGCCGAAUCCAUUUGAGAACGCCUUUGGCAACCCUGCCGAGACACCGGGCAAGACGCAGUUACCAGGUGUAACUAGCCUUACGUCGCCAGCGUCGCUUUUACCUGGCAACACACCCGGCUGGCCCGGUUCUCUUCGUCAAGGUCCAUUGAGUCCUGCUAUGCUCACCGGCCCAACUGGAUCGAACGACUAUUUCAACAGCGAUCACCACUUUGCUGGAAGCUUCCCGACUCCCAACGAGUCGUCCCUUCGCACUGGCUUGACGCCUGGCGGUGGCGGGUCCAUGUUCCCGCAGCCAUCGCCCAAUUCUCAAGCAUUGUACAAUCAACUGCAGAGUGGAGGAGCCACGCCCGGUACUCUGGACUUCCAUCGCACGGCAAUGACAGCUCGAGCGCAGACACAGGCCAAUAGCUACAUUGGCUCACAUCCUGCAACAAGCCAGCCGCAACAAAAUCCCAACAUCCAGCCCGACCUCGACAGCAAGCCGUACAACCCGAAUGCGAGUGCACAACAAGACAACCAAGAUCCGUUCGGAUCACAUCAAAGUAACGAGGCUGCCAACGGUCUCUUUAUGCUGGCACAGGCUGGUGGUCAGCAGCGGAAUGCGCAGAGUUAUACCAUGGCACCGCAGCAACCAGGCUACCAGCAGACCGUACAAGACAACCGUGGCGGAAACAAAGCAAGCAUCGGCAGCAAUAUCUCCGGUAGCACAGAAGGAGUCGACCAGUACUCUGAGGAAGAUACCAAGUCCAACUCUCGCAACACACGCGGCAAGAAGGGCGCUGCCGGAAAGGCCGCGAAUGGCAAGAGGAAAGCCGAAGAGACACCUGCCAAAGGACCUGCGAGCAAGAAGGGUCGUGGUGCCAGUGCCAUGUCGGAAGAACCUGAUGAUAUGGAAGGUAGUCCCGAAGGCGACGACGAAAAUCUGGAUGAUAAAGGCAAGAAGAUGACCGAUGAGGAGAAGCGCAAGAAUUUCCUUGAGCGAAAUCGUGUCGCCGCCUUGAAGUGUCGGCAACGCAAGAAGCAGUGGUUGGCAAACUUGCAGCAGAAGGUCGAGAUCUUCAGCACAGAGAACGACGCACUGGCCGCAACUGUCACUCAGCUUCGUGAGGAAAUAGUCGGCCUCAAGACAUUGCUACUGGCGCAUAAGGAUUGCCCAGUAUCACAAGCACAGGGUAUCUCAGGUAUGGCCAUGCAACAAAUAGCCGGCGAUACUCAGCAUUACGCCAACCCGUAUGGAAUG